CGGCUUUGUUGUCUUCCCCGAGGGGCUGGGAAGGCUCGGAGCCCUAGUAUAAAGGCAGCCUGAGGUGGCUUGUGGCUGCGCAGAGCCCUGAGCCCAGCAGCAGAGACUCCGCCGGCUAAAGUUCCGCAGUCUGGACUCUGCAGCUACUGUGCAAAGUGGUCUCUUUUUUCCGGACUUUCUCCAGCUCGUGUCCUUCUGAGAUGACGGUUAUGUGUGCAGUGGCAGCUGUCCGGUUCUUGGUCUUGCUAGCAGCGAUGGCGUUUUGCAGCCUCCCUUUGCUCGAAGCCAGCGCCACCUUGAACUCGGUUGUCAUCAACUCCAAUGCUAUCAAGAACCUGCCCCCACCGCUGGGUGGCGCUGCGGGGCAGCCGGGCUCGGCUGUCAGCGUGGCCCCAGGAAUUCUGUACGAGGGUGGCAACAAGUACCAGACUCUUGACAACUACCAGUCCUACCCAUGCGCAGAGGAUGAGGAGUGUGGCACCGAGGAGUACUGCUCCAGUCCCAGCCGCGGAGCUACGGGUGUAGGCGUGCAGAUCUGUCUGGCUUGCAGAAAGCGCCGGAAACGCUGCAUGAGGCACGCUAUGUGCUGCCCUGGGAAUUACUGCAAAAACGGAAUAUGCAUGCCUUCUGACCACAACCAUUCACCUCGAGGGGAAAUUGAGGAAAGCAUCAUUGAAAACCUUGGUAACGACCAUAGCACCUUGGAUGGGUAUUCCAGAAGAACCACGCUGACUUCAAAAAUAUACCACAGCAAAGGACAAGAAGGUUCUAUCUGCCUCCGAUCCUCAGACUGCGCCACGGGGCUGUGUUGCGCGAGACACUUCUGGUCCAAGAUCUGUAAACCUGUCCUCAAAGAGGGUCAGGUGUGCACCAAGCACAGGAGGAAAGGUUCCCAUGGGCUGGAGAUAUUCCAGCGCUGUUACUGCGGGGAAGGACUGUCAUGCAGGAUACAGAAAGACAACCACCAAGCCAGUAACUCUUCCAGGCUCCACACCUGUCAGAGACAUUAAACUGACUGUCCAGAUGUGAUGGACUCCUUUACCUAAUAUAUGCUGCGAAAGCCUUUAUGAUUUGUCAGCUCAAUCCCAAGGAUGUACAAAUCUCCUGUGUAGAGCUAAGCAUUCCGAUAAUACCUUCCAAAAGUCCGGAGUGUGAGGACUUUGUUUCUUGAUGGAACUCAUCCGUGGUUGCAGUAAAUUACUGUGUUGUAAAUCCUCAGUGUGGCACUUACCUGUAAAUGCAACAAAACUUUUAAUUAUUUUUCUAGAAGUGCUGCAUUUGUCUUGUUUCUUUAGCAUGUAAAUUUUUGUACACAUUGAUUGUCUUGACUCAUAAAUAUUCUAUAUUGAAGGACUUUCAGCUUCUAGUUCCUAAGUGUGCAACCCUUUCUCCUUUUAUUUCUAGAGUGUAGAAUGCAAGGAGUUCUUGGAAUAGCCAGUGAUAGACAUGUAAAAUUUAGCACGGAAAUACUAGUUUAUCUCUUGAGAUGUACUGUCUUUGCUUAG
Molecule: messenger RNA, 1505 nt
Organism: Phodopus roborovskii (desert hamster)
Lineage: Eukaryota; Metazoa; Chordata; Mammalia; Rodentia; Cricetidae
Gene: Dkk1
Product: dickkopf WNT signaling pathway inhibitor 1
Exons: 4
Coding region: 201-1010 (269 amino acids)
Biological process (GO): multicellular organism development; negative regulation of canonical Wnt signaling pathway
Cellular component (GO): extracellular region
Molecular function (GO): receptor antagonist activity; co-receptor binding
Source: RefSeq, a predicted model, not a curated record